Messenger RNA from Pyricularia pennisetigena, 672 nucleotides. RefSeq lists its product as uncharacterized. NCBI's taxonomy places the organism in Eukaryota, Fungi, Ascomycota, Sordariomycetes, Magnaporthales, Pyriculariaceae. The record is from RefSeq and is a predicted model, not a curated record. The transcript has a single exon. Bases 1 to 672 code for a protein of 223 amino acids.
AUGUCAGCAAACGACCCCCCGGCUGACCCAGCUGCAGUCAAAGCCUCACCGUUGCAUAAUGCUACCAAGGCAAGGGAUAAGGCGUCGCGGGUCAGGGACAGUCAGCGAGCCUCUCGCGCUCGCAAGCGUGAGCUCUUCGAAUCCCUCCGCGCCCGCAUCGCUGAGUUCGAGCGCCGGGGCGUCCAGGCGACUCUCGAGAUGCAGCAGGCCGCCCGCGCCGUCGCGGAGGAGAACACGCAGUUGCGGAACCUCCUUGCUCUUCGCGGCGUCAGUCAAGCUGAGGUUGACGCUUUUCUUCAGCGAGGCGAGGUCACCCAGGCUGCGGGGCUUGCACCCACACACUCUUGUGCCACAGAGCCACCGCUCGCUGGGCCACCACACCCAAAUGUGCAUUCUCGGAACGUUGCAGGGGACCCGGCCGUGGUGGAUGCGUCUGUAGUGGGCGAGCAGCUACAAGCAGCCGACCUGCCCUCCUCGGACGCGGCCUCUGCUGACCAGCCUCCGCUUCGCUCCAUGUUGGAAACACCCUGCGAUAAUGCGACCGCAAUCCUGGUGCAGGUUCGUGGGCAUGAGAGCGAAGUCGCGAUCCGCAAAGCGCUUGGUUGCGUUGGUCCGGGGAGCUGCGUUGUAAGGAAUACGAAAUUACUGCAGCUGAUGGAGGAGGCUGGCUGA